Messenger RNA from Protopterus annectens (West African lungfish), 1777 nucleotides. RefSeq names its product U-box domain containing 5 (gene UBOX5). The record is from RefSeq and is a predicted model, not a curated record. Lineage: Eukaryota; Metazoa; Chordata; Ceratodontiformes; Protopteridae. Gene Ontology annotation, biological process: protein polyubiquitination. Gene Ontology annotation, molecular function: ubiquitin protein ligase binding; ubiquitin-ubiquitin ligase activity. The transcript is spliced from 5 exons. Gene Ontology annotation, cellular component: nucleus. The coding region runs from base 149 to 1741 and encodes 530 amino acids.
GGCUACGUUGAUGUUCAGACGGCUUUCAAGACCAGUGAAAAAGGCAGCUACAUUUUCAAGGACAGUGGAUUGCUACAAGAAGGAAGAUCCUGGUAAAGACCACAAGGGAUGCUCAUCACAUGCAGCCACCUUCUGCUGAACCAAGAACAUGGUAAUUAACCUCUGCCUUCCACAGUUCAGACCCAGAAUUCACUGUAAUAAGAUAUGUGCUGAUGGUUAUGAAGUAGAAAAUCUGAUUUCAUCUGACCCUGUAAAGCGUCAUCGUGGAUUUCAUGCUGAGUAUUUUAUCAAGCCUCCGAUAAAUAUUACAUUAUCAUUUCCAUUUAACAUAGAAAUCUGCCAAGUUAAUAUACGUCUUUCAACUGGCGGGCAUCAAACCUGUACAGGGCUGGACAUACGUACUUGUACAUCAUCUACCAGAGCCACAUGGAAUGUCCUGCAAGAUAGCCAAGAUUUUCAGGGACAAGCCUUUUCUGAUAAGGAUGUAUUUAUCUUGGUUGGUAAGACUUCUGUGAAAGAGCAUACUGAAGUGACAUUCAAAAAUAAGGUGUUUGUCUCAAGAUUUCCAUUUGAUAAAGUAAGUGUUGAUUUAAGUACCGGCUCAUUACUUCAGGAACUGUGGAGUAAAGGUCCUAAUGCUCUGACAAAUGUUUCACAUUUGAAAUUAUGUAUUACUCAUGCGACAGGAGGUUACCUUCCUUAUAUUAAAAAUGUUGAAGUUUGGGGGCAACCAGCAAAAUCCUGUCCACGCCAAGCUCUGGAUAGUGUCUUAAAAGCUCAUCUUGGAAGCGUGCCUCAGAAACCCAGUUUACAGCUUAAUGUUUUCAGUCUGUCAGCAGAAGGAGAUCUUGUUUCAUCUGUUCACUCAGCUGAGCCUCUGCCCACUUCAGCCAAAAUGAUGGAAACUUUUGACACUGUCCCAGAAGAAUUUUUAGAUCCAAUAACAUUAGAGAUAAUGACUCUUCCCAUGUUACUACCAUCUGGUAAAGUGAUUGAUCAAAGUACUCUAGAAAAAUAUAACAAGAGUGAAGCCACAUGGGGAAGAGUACCAAAUGACCCCUUCACUGGAGUAGCUUAUAACCAACAUUCCAAGCCUGUUCCACAUCCCCCAUUAAAAGCAAGAAUAGAUCACUUCCUGUUGCAGAACAGGAGCAGAAUGCCAGGCAUCACCAUUCUUGGGGGUAGUCAUACUUCAGGAACUGCUACACCUUCUACAUUGAUGGCAUAUGCAGUAAAGAGAAGAUCAGACUGUUUAGAUGAUGGUGCUUCCUUUGACUUUUCUCGGAUUUCUGAUCCUUCCAGAGCUGGUUUAGAAAGUGCUGCUAAAAGACUGAAAACAGAAACAACUGUUAGUUUGCCACAUAGUGAUUACUGCACAGGAUCAGUUUCUCAUGAGCAGAGGUUGACUGACAGUUUGGAUUGUGCCUUGACUUCAGUACUGGAUUCCUUACCAUCAUUUACUGCAUCAGUGAGCAAAGGCCUGCAGUGCAGCAGCAGCAGCAGCACUUCUUGGGCCGCUGACACCAUGCCAGAAUACAAUACAGGAAGCUUGGUUCAAGGUUGUGCUUCCUGUUUCAAGACAUUUUCUGUGUACUUCAAGACAGAGCCUGUUUAUCAACUUCCCUGUGGUCACUUGUUGUGCCGUACUUGCCUGACCGAAAAGCAAAAAACAUCAUCACUUAUGUGUAUGAAAUGCAAAAGAAUAGUUGCUACACAUGAUGUACAGAGAAUUCAUUUUUAAUUGCAUUUUCAAAACUAUUAAACAUCAAGUGUUGUA